AUCGUACAGUAGCUCCAGUGACCCGCCGGUUGACCAAUCAUUAACAGGCAGCUCUAUGGGCGGGAGAUUUGGGCCAUGAUUCACCGCCUCUCCCAAUUUGUUGCAUGAGCCCUGUGGCUCAAUGCAGCUCCUGGUAGGUCCAGCCCUGCACUUAGCUUCCCAUAAUCAAGGUGGCAGGAGAGAAAAGAGAAGUGAUAUUUUCCUCCCUGGGUGUUAUUUCUCUCUGUGUCUCAGCUGGUGCCUGCAUGAGGCACAGACAAGGCAGCCAUGACAGUCUCCUACACCUUGAAAGUGGCCAAUGCUCGCUUUGGGGGCUUCUCCAAGCUACUUUUUCGUUGGAAAGGGAGCAUCUACAAGCUGCUCUACAAGGAGUUCAUUGUCUUCGUCUUGCUUUACGGAACACUAAGUGUCAUCUACCGGCACCUUCUGAAUGUGGAUCAGAAACGUCUCUUUGCAAAGGUGGCUGAAUACUGCAACCGCUCAACUGACCUCAUCCCUCUGUCCUUCGUCCUAGGUUUCUAUGUCACACUGAUUGUGAACCGCUGGUGGGCGCAGUAUACCAGCAUCCCUCUGCCAGACCAGCUCAUGUGCGUCAUUUCCAGCAAUGUGCAUGGGAAAGAUGACAAGGGCCGCAUCUUGCGCCGCACUCUCAUCCGUUACGCCAACCUCUCCUCUGUGCUCAUCCUGCGCUCCGUCAGUGCUAGAGUCCUUAAGAGAUUCCCCACUAUGGACCACUUAGUUGAAGCUGGUUUCAUGACACAAGAUGAGCGCAAGAAGUAUGAGAGUCACCACUCAGACUUCAACAAGUAUUGGAUUCCUUGUGUGUGGUUCACUAAUCUAGCAGCCCAAGCCAGGCGGGAAGGAAGGAUCCGGGAUGACGUGGCGCUCAGAUUGCUCAUAGAUGAACUGAACCUCUACCGCUCCAAAUGCAGCAUGCUUUUCCACUAUGACUGGAUAAGCAUCCCUUUGGUAUACACACAGGUGGUCACCAUCGCUGUCUAUUCCUUCUUUGCUUUGUGUGUGAUUGGGCGUCAGUUCCUACAACCUGUGGACCCAAGUCAAAACAAAACAAUGACAAAAAAAGAUGAGGACCUAGAUCUGUAUGUUCCCUUACCCACUCUUCUACAGUUCUUCUUCUAUGCUGGUUGGCUGAAGGUGGCAGAGCAGAUAAUUAAUCCCUUCGGAGAGGAUGACGAUGACUUUGAAACUAACAAAUUGAUAGACAGGAACCUUCAAGUGUCUUUGCUUUCAGUGGAUGACAUGUAUCAGAACUUACCACCAACUGGAAAAGACAAAUACUGGAAUGAAUCUACAGCUCAGCCCCCGUACACAAUGGCCACAGUGGCAGAGACCUUGAAACCUUCCUUCAUGGGUUCUACCUUUGACAUGCGGAUGAGUGAUGACCCAGAGCAGAGCCAGCAGGUGGAAGCAUCACCCAGCAUGAGCCGCAUUCAGACUCCCCUGCUCAACCGCUUCCUCACUGCAGCUGCCUCUCCUGCAGUCAGCCUCAAAAAUUUUGGCAAGGGCAGUCGGAUUCAGCAUCCCCAGCUACUGCGCCUAAGGACUGAGGGCACUUUCCCCUCUUCCAGCCCCAGCUUCUAUCGCAGGGAAGAUCCUGAAGCAGUUGGUCGCAUUGACGAAGAAGACAUGGAAGAUGAAGAGACCAGACUUAGUGAAACCUCCUCCCCUGGCUCCCACCUCAAAGUCCCCCAUAAGAACACAAACGCUGAGAAUCUGAGAAAAGAGCUGCCCAGCAUUACAGUGGUGGAGCCCCCAGAUGAGAUCAGUAUCAGUGACCAACCAUCUAACUAAGGCCCAAUCCUUUUAAGGCAGAAUUUAGGACUAAUGUCCCACUCAAGUCACACAGGUCCAGUAUAUACAAGAGAAACUUGCCCUAUCUAAACAUGCAUACAUCAAGGGAUAAAAACACUAAUGCCAAAGAUUUGCAGCUGCCCAUUCUCAUAUUGAAAGCCAC
Molecule: messenger RNA, 1975 nt
Organism: Podarcis raffonei (Aeolian wall lizard)
Lineage: Eukaryota; Metazoa; Chordata; Lepidosauria; Squamata; Lacertidae
Gene: BEST4
Product: bestrophin 4
Exons: 9
Coding region: 268-1812 (514 amino acids)
Molecular function (GO): chloride channel activity
Source: RefSeq, a predicted model, not a curated record